Chlorocebus sabaeus (green monkey) is the source of this 1784-nucleotide messenger RNA. RefSeq names its product cannabinoid receptor interacting protein 1 (gene CNRIP1). NCBI's taxonomy places the organism in Eukaryota, Metazoa, Chordata, Mammalia, Primates, Cercopithecidae. Gene Ontology annotation, biological process: negative regulation of signaling receptor activity. The record is from RefSeq and is a predicted model, not a curated record. Gene Ontology annotation, molecular function: type 1 cannabinoid receptor binding. Gene Ontology annotation, cellular component: plasma membrane.
CUUGUAUCCAUUCCUAAUCCAGUGUGGCUCCAUCACGUGGAAUUGCGCCUUUCCUCGGCCAUUUCUCCUAAGCUUUGGAAAGACUCGUAUUUCCUGAAAUUUAAAUCACCAGCUAGCGAUUUCCUGUCCCCCUUCCCGUCUCCCUUUCCCCCUUCAGCCUCCUCCCGCCUAGCUGGCGCCGGAUCCGCGAGCAGCGGUGUCCACCUCACGUAGUUGGCCGAGGAGGUAUCCAGAUUCCGGGGGUCUCGCUCCUUGCCAUAGUGGUCGCUUAACCCCAGCGCCUUCCCAGUGCCUCCCAAGCCUCUCCUCCUUCCGCCCCGGGCUGUUCUAGGAGGAGCCUAAAUGACCGCUUCCCCAGCUGAAGGGGAUUGUGCCACUCGGCCGCAGCCCGCGCUGUCCUCCGCCCCCCGGAGCCGCCGCGCCAGACCCUCGCCCAGACAUGGGGGACCUGCCGGGCCUCGUGCGCCUCUCCAUCGCGCUGCGCAUCCAGCCCAAUGACGGCCCGGUCUUUUACAAGGUGGACGGGCAGCGCUUCGGCCAGAACCGCACCAUCAAGCUGCUCACCGGCUCCUCCUACAAGGUUGAGGUGAAGAUUAAGCCCAGCACGCUGCAGGUCGAGAAUAUUUCCAUUGGCGGUGUGCUUGUCCCACUGGAACUGAAGUCAAAAGAGCCUGAUGGGGACAGAGUUGUUUAUACGGGUACAUAUGACACAGAAGGUGUGACCCCGACCAAGAGUGGAGAACGGCAACCCAUCCAGAUCACCAUGCCGUUCACAGACAUCGGGACCUUCGAGACUGUGUGGCAAGUCAAGUUCUACAAUUACCACAAGCGGGAUCACUGCCAGUGGGGAAGCCCCUUCUCCGUCAUUGAGUACGAAUGCAAGCCCAACGAGACACGCAGUCUGAUGUGGGUGAACAAGGAGUCCUUCCUCUGAAAGUGGCUCUUUCUGAUGCUGCUGGACAAUCUUUUCAGAAACCCACUUUUAGAUAAACCAGCGCAAGCCUUAAACAAGGCACGCCGCACCACUGCUGUUCCCCAUCUGGUCCCGAUGACCUACUAGCCCUGAUUAUUUUGAAAGUGUAAUUCCCCUCUGAUACAAUAUCCCUCACAUUCAGGAUGGUGAUGUACCACCCCCCAGAAUACUUGCGUCUGUAUUUUGUGCUGAUGUUCCUGCAUCCAGUUGUUCUCGGUCAUACUAUUGACCGCUCGUGACCGGAGUUCAGUGGCCCUGGCAGGCUUGUCCUGCUCUUGACUGUUCCACUGACUGACUAUGGUGUUUUGUUUCCAAGUAAAGUGAUUCCUCCCUUUUUUUGUUCAAUGUUAAAUUUAAAAAUACCCAUGUGUAUGGGUCCUCCCAUGUGUAAUACGGUAACAUGGAACUUGCAGUGUUUGUCAGCUUUCAAAGCAGGCUUUGUGAAAAUGUAACACAAACAGCAGCGAAUGGGGCUCCAAUGUUGUGCUUCCUAUCAACAGCUCCACUCUUUCAGGGAAGGAUAAUAACAAACCAGAAGGACAAUUAUGUACGUAUUUAUAAUGUAUUAAAACUCUUGUAAGUAACAAGGUAUUGUGCAAUGGCCUAGCCUAGUAGAAAUGGGGGGAAAGCAUUGCCGUGGACCAUUGUUAAAGUGACAGGAGUUGUAGGGUUACCCCUUUGACAAGCUUCCACAGUCUUCAGACAUGCACAUUGAUGGCAUCCCUACAUUCUUCUUCACUUGAACUUUGUAAAACUGCAUAUGGACCUGUAAUCAACUUUUGAUAUUUCUUAAUAAAGGCAUUGAAAAUCA